Molecule: messenger RNA, 297 nt
Organism: Exophiala spinifera
Lineage: Eukaryota; Fungi; Ascomycota; Eurotiomycetes; Chaetothyriales; Herpotrichiellaceae
Exons: 3
Coding region: 1-297 (98 amino acids)
Biological process (GO): protein targeting to ER
Cellular component (GO): endoplasmic reticulum membrane; signal peptidase complex
Source: RefSeq, a predicted model, not a curated record
AUGGAUGCGAUCCUCAAUCAGCUACAAGACCUAUUCGAAGGUCAAAUUGAUUUUCAUGGUCAACGGCUUGCUGAGACGAUCUCUACUGUCGUUCUCACCCUGUCAUCUGUCAUCGCUCUUCUGGCUGGCUACGUACUGCAAGAUCUCUAUUUGACAAUGUGGAUUGGUGUCAUAGGCACGCUCUUUGCGAUGUUCCUGGUUGUCCCCCCCUGGCCAGUCUAUAACCAGCAUCCUCAGCCAUGGAUAGGGUCAAAGGCGAGACUGCCACCCGGUGGGAUCGUUGUACCAGGAAAGUGA